This is a messenger RNA of Vigna unguiculata (cowpea), 1690 nucleotides long. RefSeq lists its product as uncharacterized. The record is from RefSeq and is a predicted model, not a curated record. NCBI's taxonomy places the organism in Eukaryota, Viridiplantae, Streptophyta, Magnoliopsida, Fabales, Fabaceae.
CCAUUGUCCCAAGCGAACAUGGCCUUACUAACCUCAUCCCUUUUGUUUUUUCUUUCUCACCCUUCAAACACAACACACACACCACCGUACUAACGGAGCCCAAAAACGGAGAAAAGGGAAAUUAAAAAAAAAAAAAACUGGGAGAGAUUUUUCACGAAUCUAGCAUCAUUGGUUGAGAGGAUUCCAGAGUUCAUCUUCAUUCCUCCACCCAGAGAGCAUCUUCCCUAAUUUUUUCGAUUAUUUCAGUUUGGGAACCCUAACAUCACUGAUUUUCUUUCCUCAACACCUCCAUCACACAUAAUUACCUUCAUCAUCACCAAUUCUCUCACGCACCAACAGAACAACAAAUCAGGGGCACACUUUCAUCCAUCAUCACAUCAACGUUCAUUACUGCCGUCUCUGCAUCUAACGGUUCAAGCUACUGCGCGCUUCAAUAAGAGCCUCACGCGCUACCCAUACUUCAUCCACUCCGGCGAAGUUCUGGCGGGUUUCUUCGUUCGUGGAGCUUAACGGCGCUACUUUCUUCGUUCGUUCCCCGCCGUUCAUCAUAAGCGCCCGCGGCCUCGCCAACCACCGUUGGAACCUCGCUGGUGCGUGCUGUACCCGAGCCCUAAGUAGCUAUUCACCACCGGCGUCGAAGUAGAACAUUCCCCCAGAGCUCCUGGUGCUCCUGCUCCUGUCCCUCGUGCACAAGAGCUUGUGGAUUUUUCUUAUGCAGAAAUUGAUGCAUCUUCAUCUAAUGAAUGAUCAUACUCCUUCAAACAGAAUGCAUUUAACUAGUAUUGAAUCAUCUAACGCUUCAACUUCUUCUCGUCCACAUACGCAAGAUGAAAUCACUAAUACCUCUGGUGGAGUUCUGUUACAAAAUUCCAGUGCACUUGUUGAGCCGAAUCGAACCGGACAAAGUGGCAUUUCCAUGUUCCAAAGGAGUUUCUUUUAUUCAAAUAUGGAUGAGAGCAUGAAACAGUUCCAAAAAAAAUUAACAGAACUGGAAGUGGAAGCUGAGCACCAUCUUUUAGCCCGACAACAGCUGGUUGAGAAUGAUAGAUUGAGAAAUGGGAAUAGAGAAGCACUUACUGCAUUAAGGAAAAGGGCUCGGACAACAAUGAGCAGUGUUCCAUCUCCUUUCGAGUCAAUGAUGAGGGGAGUUGCUGGGAGCUCAAGACCUUUGGUUCAGGAGGUAUGCAACACCUGUGGCAACCAUAACACUUCUGAGCCGACAUGGAUGAUGUUUCCAGGAACAGAUCUGUUUGCCAGAAUACCGUUUCAUGCAGCUCAUACUAUAUAUGAAACAGAUCAAGCGAAGCUUGACUUUGAGUCAAAGAAACUACAGAGCAUUAUGAAGGAAAAAGCUUACCUUCUAUCAGAGUCAGGUAUUCUUGCAGACAAGAUAAGCCCUGGAUUGCUCAAAUCGCUUGUAACCUUAAAUGACAAGAGAAAGUAAGAUGCCUUGACCUGCUAUAUAGUGAGAAAAAGCUUGUCGUUGCAUUGUCAACUGGGUGGAAAAUGUCAGUGUUUUCUGGGAGAAUCUUGAAGCAUUUAGGUUUUCAGUUAUCUAGUCUGUUACUGCAAGUGUGUACAUUUUUUUCCCCAAGUUUAUAUACUAUUAGUACUACACUCAAUUCUAGAGAUGGAACUGUUGUUGCUUGUCUGCCUUAACUUAUUUUGAUGAAACAAUAACUUAUUUUAA